AUGACAGGGCCACCCAAAGUAGUUGGCCCUGCAACUAAGACAGCGACUCGCCCCGCCAAUCUGCUGCCCCAGUGGCUCAUAGACGGUGCUCAUAUCGAUAAGCGAGAGUCAUUCGAUGCCAAGAAACACCUUAACUUCGAACCACCAAGCAGAAUCUACACGAUGACAGAGAUCGGGCUCGAGGGCCAGGGUAUCUCGCCGCAUGCCGUGUCUGAACCCUUUCCACUAUUCACUGAAGACUCCGUCACGCAAAUGAGAGCGGAAAUAUUUAGCCGCCAGGUUCUCGAUCACUGCCAAUUUGCAUCGACCUUCAAUAAGAACAUGAUUCGGGGCAUGGGCCCUGGGCGGGCCCCAUUCACCUAUAGUGCGUGGAACUCACCGGAGCUCCUAGUUAAGAUCUCCCAGGUAGCCGGGAUUAAUUUGGUCCCUGUGUUUGAUCAUGAUAUUGCCACCAUCAACAUUUCGAUUGGUUCGGGAAGCUUAGAUUUGACGUCGUCUCUAGAAGAGUCGUCUGACGAAAACCUGCCGAGUGUAGCGUGGCACUACGACAGCUUUCCAUUUGUGUGCGUGACUAUGCUCUCCAACUGCGAGGGCAUGAUUGGAGGGGAGACGGUGCUGAGGACGGGAACCGGGGAAGUGAUGAAAGUCCGUGGACCGGCUAUGGCAAGUUUCCUGAUACCUGAUGCCACUCGUAUCAUCUUGUGCCCAGUCAUUAACUCAGGACAGGGAACCGCGGUGGUAAUGCAGGGGAGGUAUAUCGAGCACCAGGCCCUCCAGGCGUUAGGCGGUCGUGAACGAAUCAGCAUGGUUACUGCCUUUCGACCCAAGUCGCCAUUUGUCAAGGAUGAGUCGAUUCUAACGGGGGUUCGGGGGAUCAGCGUUCUGCCAGACCUUUAUAGCCAGUAUACCGAGUACCGCCUAGAGAUUUUGGAGGAGCGCAUUCGUGCCCGCUUGGAAACCGAACGCCAGCGUGAAGUGGCCAAGCGAAGAUUCGAUACCUCCGAUGCGAGAAGCUGGCUGAUUGAGCAAAAGGAGUUCAUCGAGGCCAUGCUUACGGAGCUCUAUGAGGUUUGA
Molecule: messenger RNA, 1074 nt
Organism: Aspergillus affinis
Lineage: Eukaryota; Fungi; Ascomycota; Eurotiomycetes; Eurotiales; Aspergillaceae
Exons: 2
Coding region: 1-1074 (357 amino acids)
Source: RefSeq, a predicted model, not a curated record